Messenger RNA from Apodemus sylvaticus (European woodmouse), 649 nucleotides. RefSeq names its product SLC35A4 upstream open reading frame protein. NCBI's taxonomy places the organism in Eukaryota, Metazoa, Chordata, Mammalia, Rodentia, Muridae. The transcript is spliced from 3 exons. The coding region runs from base 74 to 385 and encodes 103 amino acids. The record is from RefSeq and is a predicted model, not a curated record.
CCUCUAAAAAUGGAAGUAGCCUUUGACAUGAAGAGGCGGGACUGCGCGUGCGCAACAAGUUCGGCGGGGGAAGAUGGCGGAUGACAAGGAUUCUCUGCCCAAGCUUAAGGACCUGACAUUUCUCAAGAACCAGCUGGAGCGUCUACAGCAACGUGUGGAAGAUGAAGUCAACAGUGAUGUAGGCCAGGAUAGCUCUGUCGUGUCCUCCCCAUUCUUCAAGGGAUUCCUGGCAGGAUACGUGGUGGCCAAACUGAGGGCAUCCGCAGUGCUGGGCUUUGCAGUGGGCACCUGCACUGGCCUCUACGCAGCUCAGUCAUAUGCUGUACCCAACGUGGAGAAGACACUGAAGAACUACUUUAGGUCACUACGAAAGGGGCCUGACUAGACCCUUUAGGGGAAGCAGGAGCAGCAUGUUGGGCCUGCAGGUAGAGACCUUUCUAUCCCAGGCAUUCUCUCUGGCUUCCCCUGCCUUUGUUCAUGUGCUAACUCCACCUAUUCUGCCUCUCUCGUCCCUGCCUUUGUUCCUGCAGAGAGUGGACAGUGCUUUGGCAGCCUGCAUCCUAGACCCCUUCCCUCCCUAAUUCCAUGGGACCGACCCCCAAAACUCUGGGUUAUGAAUUCCCUCUUCAAGACCUAACUGGAAUGUGCA